Molecule: messenger RNA, 1704 nt
Organism: Drosophila persimilis
Lineage: Eukaryota; Metazoa; Arthropoda; Insecta; Diptera; Drosophilidae
Gene: HnRNP-K
Product: heterogeneous nuclear ribonucleoprotein K
Exons: 9
Coding region: 121-1629 (502 amino acids)
Biological process (GO): regulation of transcription by RNA polymerase II; regulation of mRNA splicing, via spliceosome
Cellular component (GO): nucleus; cytoplasm
Molecular function (GO): mRNA binding
Source: RefSeq, a predicted model, not a curated record
GUGCUGAAUAAACCAGAUCGUGGUUAAAUACAUUUGUGUGCAUUGCUUACCGGAACAACAUUUGAAUUGUAGCAACGCAAAAGCAGCUACGACAAACCAUCCCAGCUAGAGAGAAUAAGAAUGAAGCGUGAAAUGAACGAUGCAGGAGACGGACCACAGGACCAGAAGCGCAACCGCCGCAAUGAGGACACCGUGCGCAUACUAAUCCCAAGCAGUAUCGCUGGCGCUGUGAUUGGCAAGGGAGGACAGCACAUCCAGAAGAUGAGGACUCAGUACAAAGCAGCUGUGUCUGUCGACGAUUCCCAAGGCCCCGAACGGACCAUCCAAAUCUCGGCGGAUAUCGAGGCUACUCUGGAGAUAAUCACCGAAAUGCUAAAAUACUUUGAAGAGCGCGAUGAGGACUUUGAUGUGCGCCUAUUGAUCCAUCAGAGCUUGGCCGGCUGCGUUAUAGGCAAAGGUGGACAGAAGAUCAAGGAGAUACGCGAUCGCAUAGGCUGCCGCUUCUUGAAGGUAUUCUCCAAUGUGGCUCCGCAGAGCACAGAUCGCGUGGUGCAGACGGUGGGCAAGCAGGCCCAGGUCAUCGAGGCGGUGCGCGAGGUGAUCACCCUCACCCGGGACACGCCCAUCAAGGGGGCUAUCCACAACUAUGAUCCGAUGAACUUCGACCGCGUCUAUGCGGAUGAGUACGGCGGCUAUGGCACCGGCAGUGGCAGCACUAGGCCCAGCCAGCGAGGAGGCAACCGCAACGGGGGAGCAGGAGCGGCUGGUGCUGGUGGCGCUGCUGGUGGCGGCAACGGCGGAGGAUUCGGUGGUAAUGCUGGCGGAGGACGCGGCAGUGGCGGUGGAGGACGUGGCGCCGAACGCUUUGGUGCAGGCGCCGGAGGCGCUGGCGUAGGAGGAGUCGGCGGAGGUGGCGGCAUGGGACAGCGGGACAAUCCCUUCAUCAACCCGUGGGCCAACGGCGGUGGCGGUGAUGUGGAUGGCUUCGGCAAUGCUAGUGGCGGUGCCGGCGGCUUUGCAGGCGCUGGUUUUGGCGGAGGCAGCGGCGGACCCUUUGGCGGUGGUGGCAGCUUUGGCAACAACGGCUUUGGAGGCGGUCCCGGUGACUUUGGAGGCAACAACGGCAGCUUUGGCCAGAGCCAGGGCAGCAACAGCCUGCCGAGUCUCGGCAACUUCAGCCAGAGCCAGGGCGGCACCAAUAGUCUGCCCAGUCUGGGCAGCUUUGGCCAGAAUCAGGGCGGCAACAGCGCCUUGGGCAACGGCCUGGGCGGCGGCAGUGCCAACAACGGGGGCGUUGGAGCCCUGGGCGGUGCUAAUGGCGCGGGUGGAUUCAACGCUGGCGGCGGCAGCGGCGGCAACGGGAGCCCGAAUGCUCCAACCAAUGUGCCGCAGGGUCAUGACCCCAACAACAGCACACAGGUCACCAUUCCAAAGGAGUUGGCUGGCGCCAUCAUCGGCAAGGGAGGCGGCCGCAUCCGCCGCAUUCGGAACGAGUCCAGUGCGUACAUAACCAUCGACGAGCCCCUGCCCAACUCGAACGAUCGCAUAAUCACCAUCUCGGGCACGCCCAAGCAAAUACAAAUGGCCCAGUAUCUGCUGCAACAGAGGUUGGUGUCGCAAACAGACUAAGCAGAUCAAAUGUGCACGAGAAUGGCAGGCGGAACAUUUAAGUGGGCAAAUACAACUUUACCAACAGCAACAUGC